AUGGAAGCAGACCUCAUUAUGGAAGAAUACAAGGCCGCAGCUGUACACAACAUCAUUAAUGAAAAUACGAAGUUUGAAGAUAUAAUAGAAGAACUGGGGAGUGAUGGAAAGUUCCAGUUACAAAUGAAUAUCAUUUUCAAUUUCAUCGCAAUAUUAUUUUCAACAAUGUCUUCAUACGCCAAGAUAAUUGCUCUGACAGUACCUGAACACUGGUGCCACGUUCCAGGAAGAGAAUCUACAAAUUUAACAGUGGAAAUGUGGAAGAAUCUCACAAUUCCAAAAGAAGAUGGAAAGUACAGCAGAUGCCUAAUGAAGACGCCAGGGCAAGACAACGAAACGAUGGCCUGUAUCCACGGCUGGGACUACGACACCACAUGGUUCUCUGUGACUGCCGCUUCCCAAGGGAACUGGGUGUGCGAUAAGGAACUGUACCCAAACACUGUGUAUUCCGUGAGCCACGUCGUUUCCACCGCCGUUGGAGUUUUUAUGUUUUACAUUGGUGACAGAUUUGGACGAAAGAAGCAGUUUCUGCUAGGCCUGAGUGCCACGGCGCUGUCCCAGACACUGCUCCCCUCUUCAGUGUCCGUCUUCCCUCUCUACAUUGCUCUGUCAGCAGCCUCUGAAGGCACGCACUUGCCCAUGUUAGAAGCAACCAUGGCGACAGGAGUCGAGUUGGCCAGUAUCAAACGCCGUUCUUUCGUCAAUUUUGUGUCCUUCAUGUCUUACUGCCUUGGUAUAAUUGCCAUAUCGUUAUUGGCUUGGUUACUCAAGAACUGGGUGCACUUCACUCUGGUUGCGUCUGUCCCUUGUUUUAUUCCACUACUGCUUCAAAGGUAUCUUCCUGAGUCACCACGAUGGCUGAUAAAUAAAGGGCACACAGAAGAGGCUUUCAAGGUCCUGGAACGUAUAGCGCGCACAAACGGUAAAACUUUGUCUCCUGACAUCAAGAAAAAGAUUAAUUUUCUGUCUCAACAAAGAACUGUAAACAUGGGGAUUGGAACCAUCAUAACCAACAAGAACCUCCUGAAAAAUACGAUUUUACUUGUGCUCAGCAGGUCGACUGCUGCCUUUGUUACCUUCACCCUACUUUUUAGCAACAACUGUUUCGGGGAGAAUCCUUUCGUAGCAUUCAUUGGGCAUGGAUCCCUGCAACUAGCUGCUUCAUACACUGCUCAUGUUGUUGGAAACAGAUUUGGAAGGCGGAUAACACACUGCCUCGUGCUAUUGGCUGCUGACUUGUACUUUUUCAGCACACUCAACCCAGUGGAUCAUAACUACACUUUCUCUUGUGCUACUCUUCUGCUGUGA
Messenger RNA from Schistocerca americana (American grasshopper), 1308 nucleotides. RefSeq names its product carcinine transporter-like. Lineage: Eukaryota; Metazoa; Arthropoda; Insecta; Orthoptera; Acrididae. The coding region runs from base 1 to 1308 and encodes 435 amino acids. Gene Ontology annotation, biological process: transmembrane transport. The record is from RefSeq and is a predicted model, not a curated record. Gene Ontology annotation, molecular function: transmembrane transporter activity. The transcript is spliced from 8 exons.